AUGUUAUUCGCUGUGGAUCGUAAUGUAUGUAGUGCAAUAGCAUUAGUUUUGCGGCAUCUACUAACACUCGCUUUUGCACGCUGCGUUGCGUUUACCAACACAGCAAAAAUAUGUAAACAAAAAAUCUAUACAUAGUACGGAAAAGAAGGCGAAUUGACCCCAAAUACGACGACAACGACAUUAGCGCCACCCUACAAAGUGUAGUUUUUGUGUCAAGCAAACACACACAUACAUGUGCAUGGAGAGCAAUUGACGCCCCCCAACAACGUAAACCAACAGAAACGUUCCGAUUCGUCAUCGAUUUAAGGCAAAAGCCAAACAAUGGAGUGGAGGUGCAAUGAAAAUUAACGGAGAAACUCUUUAAUUGAAAUUGAAUAAAAAUAGACAUUCGAUUGAUUAACUGCUAGAAAAUGCGCAUUUCGUAAGCAACAACAAGAAAAUAAACAACUAAAGGAAUUUCGUUGCUGUUUGUUGCGGACCUAAGACAACCUUGAGUCAAAAAGAAAACACACACACACGCACAACCAACACACAGUUAACCAAUAUAAUGGAUGAUAAUCUAAGUACCAAAUCCUCCGAGUCUUCGAUUACAACCAGUGGCGAAUACGAGAUUGUCACCGAUAGCAAUGUGGCAACACCUUUGGAGCAACUGGCACCACCGCCAGUUGCCGCAAAGGUUACCGAAUCUUUGAGUGCCCUCUCGCUCUCACCCGUUGGCGCUGGCGGUGAUCGUUCACCCACCUUGGACAUGGCGCACAAUCGCAAUCUGAGCGACAUUAAACACGAAAUGACAGAUGCUCUGCGGGAUUUGGAGCUGGAGCGCAACGGCGUCGCAGCAACUGUCGCUGCUGUCGACGAUAAGACGCGUCAUCAGCAGCAGCAGCAACAACAACAGUCUCAACCAAAACAACAACAACAGCAGGCUCAGAAAUCGUUGACGUUGCCUUUGACUGGACGCAAAACACAAGCGGAAACCGCAAACGAUACGGAAAUGCGCUUUAAAGUCAGCCUAUUCUCACCAAAGGGUUGCGAUGAAUCGGAGGAUGCCUCCAACUCGGAGCACAAUCGUGUGGGACACUCGGUAUUCUACGACUGCAUUGAUGCCAGUCCGGCGUGCAUUGAGGAAAAACAAGACGCCAUGAAACCCGAGAAAUGUGACACAACUGAUGAGGAAGUUUCAGAGAUUGAUCAGGGAUGUACCAUCUUUGCUGGGGUUACCUAUUUGGGUGCUGCCAACAUAAAUGCGCCCAAAUCUGAAACAGAUGUCUAUCGCAUCAUGAGCGAGCUCAACAGCGGUUCCAAGUCGGUGGGUCUCAAGAUAACUGUCAGCAUACCCAAUUGUUCCGAUGGUCUCGUCGUUUUGCACGAUGCAGAGAGCAAUACCAUAAUAGCCACAUAUGAGAUAUCGAGCAUUAUAUUGUACUAUCGAGGACCCGUGGAUACCGUUGAGAAUGGUUGCUUUGCAUUCACUUGGCUGCACGGAGAUGCGCUUUUUCAGUGCCAUGUAUUCCGUUGCCAUAUCCCGGAAGCAGUGAAUCAAGUGAGCGCCUGUUUCCAGAAGGCCUUUCAGACAUACGCGCCCAGCAUGAGUUGCAGUCUAACUUCGGCCGUAGACAUGGUUAAUUCCGUAACAUCGGAUGUCAGUGGCAAUCCAUUGAGUACAGCUGGCUAUGAGUUUAUCGUCUCACUGGAAAUACGCGAAAAGGUGGCCAAGAAUUCAUAUGCAGCCGUGCCGAGAGAUCGUGGAUGCUUCAAGCUGCGAGCAAAUACGGACAAGGAAGUCUGCAUCACGGUCAAGCAGACAGCAUCGAAUGUGCUGCAACCGUUGUUUAUUGAACGCUGUUUUGGUGUACUCGUUGCACCUGGUAAACUGGUGGUUCAAAAGGAUAUGCAUCUCAUUGACAUGGCCAACAUGGGCUAUGUGCUGGCACAGGGAGCAGCCAAUGAGCCGGAUAGUGUGAACGCCUGCCUAAACGCAUAUGCCAUACGGGCGGAGUGGAAGGCACAGGAGAAGGCAUUCGAGCAGCUGAAUCUGGAAACGUCCAAAACCAAUCUCACAGUGGCCGUCGACAUCGUCAUGCGCGGCAUACAGGAGCCGGUGCGCUUCGUUAUCGAGACUCCGGUUACCAUUCAAUCGGCCAACGAAAUGCGCAUCAUGGAUCACUUCAUGUCCAAGCGUCCCAUGACACUGCGCUUCUAUUUGCAUCUGAAGCGCACGGAUGAACUCAACUGGAAGGUGAACAGCAUUGAUCCCUCGGAGGAGAUCACUGAGCAGGCAAGCGGCCAACAAGGCUCCUCCUCGCUGCUCAAGAUGGGCAUGAACAAUCUAUCGCGCAUCGUGCGCAGCUCGUCCAUAGCCUCAAUUGAGGAUGAUUGCCCCACAGACUACAGCAGCGAUGGCGAUGAACCGUUGCUCAGCGGCACCGGUGAAGUGUCCAAGGAUUGCUCCCAGGACACACUCGAUGAAUGGGAUCCCAUCCUACGCGAAUGGGAUAGCGAGAAGCGGCCAAAGAAUUUGGCAACAUUGGUGCGUCUGGGCGUGCCAGAGGCGUUGCGCGAAAAGAUCUGGCAGAAGUUGGCCAAUGUGGAGCGCAAGGUGGAAAUGAAUGACAUGUAUAAGAUUCUUAUCACCAAAGAAACCAAAUGUGAGACAGUCAUACAACGGGAUAUACAUCGCACCUUUCCGGCGCACAAAUGUUUCAAGGAGAGCGGCGGCUCUGGCCAGGAUGCCUUGUUUAAAGUGUCCAAAGCGUAUGCCGUCCAUGACAGCGAGGUUGGCUACUGCCAAGGCCUCAGUUUCAUAGCAGCCAGUUUGCUGUUGCAUAUGCCCGAGGAGGAUGCCUUCUGUGUGCUGGUCUCUCUAAUGUACGACUACGGACUGCGUGAUCUCUACAAGGCCGGUUUCGAGGUGCUUUAUUUGCGCCUUUAUCAGCUGGAACGACUCAUUAAAGAUCAGUUGCCCAAGUUGCAUGAACAUUUCACGGCCUGCGGCAUUGAGACGCACAUGUACGCCUCCCAGUGGUUCCUAACGCUUUACACGGCGCGUUUUCCUCUCUGCUUUGUAUUCCAUGUACUGGACGUAUUUUUGCUGGACGGUUUGCCAGUGCUCUUUCAGGUGGCAGUGACAUUGCUGUCAAUCUGUGAAUCCGACUUGCGUCAACUGGAUUUCGAGGGUAUACUCAAGUAUUUUCGAGUGACGCUGCCCAAGAAGUGUCGCAGCUCUAGUCAGGCACGUAAAGUCAUGAAGCAGGCCUGCGAGCGUAAGAUUAAGAAGCUAAAGCAGUAUGAGGAAGAGUUUCUGCUUAAGAAGCAGCACAAGGAGCGGCUGGAGAAGGAGGCGCAGAUCUAUGAGAGUCGCUUCGGCGAGGAACGCCGCAAGCUGCAGUCGGAGAUUGAAUCCCUCACCCAACAGUUGACCGGCGCCAAUGAGCGUGCUGUGGAUAAGGAGAGGAAGCACACUGGCAUUAUACAGGAGUACAAGCAGAUCAUACAGCGGCAGGAGCAGGAUAUGAACACACUCAAUGAGACGCUGGGCAAGGUUAUGCACACGGUUUCCAAAUGCUCGCACUGCUUGCAACAGAUUGAUGUGAGCAAUGACAAUGCCAAGCAAGAGGAGUCAGCAGGCAUCUCGAAUCGUCAGUCUCAUUCGCUGCGCAACUCCAAUGAGGCACCACUGGGUCCAUUGGAUCCACUUAAUGCAGCUGGACAUCGCAUACGCGAACUGGAACUGGAGCUGGCGCAGGCCAAGUUGGCACAAGUGGAGGCCGAGUGCAAGAACCAGGAUUUAAACCAUCAGCUAAACAACACACUCAGCGAACUGCAAACCAAUCGCAACAGCUGGCAACCCUGGCUAUCCAAGACCUUUAAUUCGCUGCAGGAGAAGGUCACCACACGAGCUGGUGGCUCACAGCGUGGUGACAACGGCGGCGCCACAUUCCAGUCCUACAUGGGACAGCCGCCGGCAACAGUCAGUGAGGCCAGUUCGCCCAGCGCCAAUCAGGAGUAUAGAACCUUUGCAUUUGCAUCUGUUGGCGGCUCUCCGAAAUUACCAACCAAAUUUCAGACCACAAAGUUGCGCAACAGCAUCGACAGUUUGCGCAAUAUUGUGGUACCACUGGAGACGGGCAAAUCCCUGCUUGCCGAGAAUCUUAAACAGCAGCUGCAGUCGCAGCCAUAGAUUAUUUAUAUAUUUACAUAUUAUCAACAGAAACAUAUGUAGGCCGAUCUGGCUAGCAGGCAGUCCUACGCCUUUGGUAUUAUAUAUCGUAUUCGUCUAUAUACUUACACACACACUCACAUAUAUAUACAUAUACUAUAUAAAUAUAGAUAUACUUAUACACACACUUGCAAGUAUAUAAUGUACAUGUGCAUUCCUUUGUUUCCAUUUGAGAUUUAUGUUGAUAUUUUGCACCAAAGCUUGUCCAGCUGUUGGUUUGAUUGACAAGGUUCCAGCCUUAAAAAAAUUAAUUGAUUGUUUUUAUUGUAGAAG
Molecule: messenger RNA, 4489 nt
Organism: Drosophila innubila
Lineage: Eukaryota; Metazoa; Arthropoda; Insecta; Diptera; Drosophilidae
Gene: GAPcenA
Product: rab GTPase-activating protein 1-like
Exons: 9
Coding region: 548-4177 (1209 amino acids)
Source: RefSeq, a predicted model, not a curated record